Molecule: messenger RNA, 2986 nt
Organism: Acyrthosiphon pisum (pea aphid)
Lineage: Eukaryota; Metazoa; Arthropoda; Insecta; Hemiptera; Aphididae
Product: acetyl-coenzyme A transporter 1
Exons: 11
Coding region: 1204-2769 (521 amino acids)
Biological process (GO): acetyl-CoA transmembrane transport
Cellular component (GO): membrane
Molecular function (GO): acetyl-CoA transmembrane transporter activity
Source: RefSeq, a predicted model, not a curated record
AUAUUAAACCAUUGAAAUACAAUAAAAAAAAAAACCAUAGUCGCUAAUAAUUAAAUUCAAAUCUUUUGCCAGCGUUUUGGAAAAAAACAAUUUCAAAAAAAGUACAGGUCACGGCGUCGUGGAGUAGAACGUCGGUGUUGGUCUGAAGUGUACUAACAGUGCAGACAAAAAACUAGGGGGCGAAUGAAAACAACAGCACGGGAAAACAAUAAAGAUUACAAUGUAUAAUAUACCUCACGGAAAACGUUUGGAACCCAGUGCACUGUAAUACAUUUAUAUUGCUCAUCAUAGUGUAAUACGCGUAUUUUUAUAAAUCAUCUUACGCGAUUAGUGAUUAAAAUUGAAUCAUAAUAUUAUAUUUACAUUGCUUAUAGCCUAAAGGCGCUUACUUAUGUCGAGAGUGUACAAUUAUAUUUUUGCGCAUAUUAAACGUUGUUUUAGUAAACCUCGUACUAUAAAUAUUGUGCAUAUUAUACACACGCACUACAAAACGUAAUUGUACGAAAGUGUAGUCUCCUGCUACGAUAAAUUGUUCACGUAAUACGACCGUGGCCACCGGAUAAUGGAAAUACUACGUAUACCUACGAUAUAGUGGUUUCAGUGUCUUAGUCCACUCUGAUCGUUUGACGUGCCGAGUUGUGAAUUUAUGAUUUUCACAAUCGGUCGACACCAUCAUCAUCAUCAUCAUCAUCAUCAUCAGAGGCAGCAGCAACACAACGUUUAGGCGCACGUGUGCCGUAAACCGUCGUUUACAUAUUAUAUUUGUACGCGUUUGAACCAGCGGAGGCCACCGAUAAAUUGCAAACAUUCGUCCUCGGCAGGAGACGUGACUGCCGGGUUUAUUGUGCAUUAUCACAUUAUAUCAAACAAGUGGCCCACGGCAUCGUUCGAUAACGCAAUCCACAACGAAAUUAGUUUUAAAUAGACAUCAACCAAUCGGUGCGAUCAUUAUCAUUCUCUUAUAUCACCGCUGCCACCUUCACAACAUUUAACAAUCCCAAUAAAUACGAUUUCCUAUCUGUAGCAACAUUAAAUAUUCAUACUAUUAUAAGUGACGAACUAGUAUAAUCACAACCAAUUCAUCAUAAUUUGUAUGCAGUAAUUUUUUAUGUUUUAGUCUAUCGUUAUUCGUCAGUACAAUACCACGUUUUAAAACGUUCAAUUCAUAUAUGAUUUCUCAAACAAAGAAUUCUUAGUGUGAAUAUGGAGAAAUCACCAAACGAAGAAGAAGAAAAAUUAGAAAUAUUUGAAGUUCCAUCUCAGUGUUUGCCGGAAAAAUCAAACUUGAAGGGUGAUUGGCUGAACUUCUUUCUAUUGAUAUUAUUAUACACAAUACAAGGAUUACCUUUGGGUUUAGCCAUUGCUUUACCGAUAAUUUUUCAGAGUAAAAAAAUUGUGACCUAUAAAGAACAGGCUUUUUUCAGUUUAGUUGCGUGGCCAUAUAGUAUAAAAAUUUUAUGGGCGCCAAUAGUAGAUUCACUGUACGUACAAUGGAUAGGCAGACGAAAAUCUUGGCUCAUUUUCGUUCAGUUCUUGAUGGGGGUGGUUUUACUCUAUACGGCCAUUAACAUCGACGAGUGGUUGCCCGACUCCGAAAUACCUAAUCUCAAAGCGCUGGUGUUUACGUUUUGUGUCAUCAGCUUCUUGGCCGCAACACAAGAUAUAGUUGUCGACGGAUGGGCACUGACAAUGCUAAAAAAGAACAACGUGGGUCAUGCGUCCACGUGCAACGGGACGGGUUUAGCAUUGGGUGUGCUUAUAGGUACUAUUUGUCCUGUUUUACUUACAUCAGAAGACUUUUGUAAUAAAUACUUACGAAUGACGGUCAGCUCAGGAGGCAUAAUCACUUUAAAAGGUUUUUUGUAUUUUUGGAGUUUUAUAAUUAUGCUGAUAACAACAUUUAUUGGUAUAUUCAAAAGAGAAAUGGAUUACAGACUAGAAGAGGGGCACGUAAAAAUUAACGUUUUUAAAAGCUAUAAACUUCUUUGGAAAAUUUUAAAGCUGCCCAAUAUUCGAGUAUUGGCAAUCGCAUUAUUAACAAUGAAGAUUGGAUUUUCAGCAACUGAUUCUGUGUCAAAAUUAAAACUAAUUGAUGCCGGUGUAUCUAAAGAUGAUAUAAUGAUAAUAACUAUAUCAAUGUAUAUAGUAAAAUUUAUUGUACCUAUCGUUGUAUUAAAAUAUACUUCAGGUACAAAACCGAUGAGUGCAUACCUGAAUUUAAUGCCAAUCAGGUUACUUUGGAGCAUUGCUUAUGUUGUAUUAAUUUACUACACGCCAAUUUUAAUUAAUAAUAAUGGAGUUGUAAAUGUACCGACAUAUUAUUAUUUGAUUUUAGUGUUUAUAAGUAUAAUACAUGAGAUUUUAGCAUACACUAUGUACCUUUUCACAUUAGGAUUUUUCUCUCGGAUAAGUGACUCACGUUUUGGCGGUACAUACAUGACGAUGUUGUCGACGAUUGCCAGUUUUGGAUGGGUAGUAUCAAAUACUUUGGCACUGAGAAUGAUUGACGUGCUCACGUUCAGUAAAUGUUCAAAUGAUGAUGGAAAUAAUUGUUCUACGAUAGAUUUAAAAAACAUAUGCAAAAGAAAGGGAGGUGAUUGUAACAUUAUUAUAAAUGGAUACUAUGUAGAAGUUGCACUGUGCAUGACAAUCGGAUUUGUUUGGUAUUUUUUGUACAAAAAAACCAUAAAAAAUCUUCAAACAAAGAAUCUUUCCAAUUGGCAAGUGAACCUAAAUCGACUGGAACGAGGAAAAAACGAAGAGUCUUAGUGUAAAUAAGCAUGAAAUAUAUACAUAGAUAAUAUACGUAGAUGACUUCUAAAAAAUGUACAAAUUGUUUUACAUUGUGUCUAUGAAUUACAAAUACUUUAGAAUAUUCUGUUAUUUUUUUUUUAACAUUAUUAUUAUCCGAUUCCAAAUAUUUUAAAUUUUAGAAAUUAAAAUUAUUAAUUAUUUUCCUACACCCAAAUAUAUUUGUGACUUGUGU